GUUCGUCAAUGGUUUGAUUGUAUGGAGGCUAAGCACUUUGUUCGCCAAAAAGCAAAUGAGAUUAAAACACAAUUGGUUGCUCUUUCUGCCCAGCAAACUUUAAAAGAACUUGACAAGCAAAAAAUAACUUUUACACGUUCAAAUCUGUCACAAAUUGCUUUAAAUCCUUCAACUCUUCGAAGUUUGUCAAAAUUGGGAUUUGAAAGAUUUCGUCAAGUAGUUGUUGGGUGUUUUGUUUGUAUGACAGCAAUUCGUAAAAAUAAGGUUAUAUUUUAUAUUAAGCGGAUAACAUGA
Messenger RNA from Meloidogyne enterolobii, 294 nucleotides. Lineage: Eukaryota; Metazoa; Nematoda; Chromadorea; Rhabditida; Meloidogynidae. The record is from the annotation of a GenBank genome assembly.